UGAAAAUCGAAUAUCACAGCAAAUCAACUAUUCAUUGAAAUUGAAAUAAGAAUUUUUUUGAAAUAAAAUUUUUAAAAAUUAAUGCAAAUGUAAACGUUAACGUCGCUAGCCACAUUCAAACAACAAAUAGAAAAAGUAAUAUACAUACAAACAAAUACAAACAAACAUACGGAUAAAGUUAAGAGCGGCUAUAAAGUGCAGCAUUCAUUCGGUCAGCAGCAGCAGCUGGUGGUGGACUCAGGUCAAACGCAACUUCAAAACGCGUGCAACCGGAAAGAGGAAAUCAAAUUUGGCAAGAGUGUAUAACUGUUUUGCCUGCAGUUGAAGUGAAGCAGUUACAAAAACAAAAACAAAGCGUAUAAUUAUAAAAUAACACUAGCGACAGCAGCAUCGCCAGCAGUAGCGAAGGCACAAGUGUUGAAAACACCAACAAAUCAAAAAUCAGCAAUUGUGAGCGUUCGCGUGUGUGCGUGUGCUUUACUGCGCGUGCGGCAGCUCUUAUUGACUGUUGUGUUGUUGUGUUUAUCGCACGCCCAAAUACGAGAGUACAUAAAUAUUUUCUCCGAUUUGGUGCUUGUGUCGCCUAAAAGCGUGCUACCGCAAACAGUUGCUGUCAGCGUGUACGCCUAAAAGCAGGCUGUAUUCGAAGCGUUAAACCGAAGAUUUUGCAAAUUAAAAACACUGAAUAUUUAACCGCUGCAAACAAACAAGAACUAGAAAAUUUCCGACGAUUUUCCAGAUUUUCAUUUGGAUUUUCGUGUGUGUUUUUGAGUUAUUUGUAGUGCCGUUAUAAAUUAUUACUGUUGUCUACGUGUGUGCUGCAUCCGCCGUUUAGCGAGCAACAACAACAACGUCAUAUGGUGUGCGGUUUGUGGGUGUCUUCAGUGGCCUUUAACGCCCUCUGCACAAACAACAACAAAACACCAGUAUUCAAAGGAGCACCACCAACUCCACCUCAACGGAGCAAGUUGGUUAGUUCGUGCAUGAAUUCACAUAGGCGAUACUUAAGUCAUAGGACUUCAAAAUUUUCCAGUAACAGACAUCGGAAGCUGCAACCUUUUAGAGAAACGUGAGCCACUCGCACACCAUUAGGCACCACGUUUUCCAAUUUUUCCAAAUAUUUAUAAAACAUAAUUAUAAUCCAGAUAUCUAGCAGCAGCAGCAGCACUAAACUGAUAAAUGUAAAAAAAAAACUAAAAGAAAAACAUCUUUCAUAAGAUACAAAAAAAUAAUCUAUAAAUAUAUUUAACAAAAAAGCCCAAAAAUUCACUUCCAACCUCAAAGUGGGGUGAAAAUUGCAUAAAAGUUUCAAAAACUGGAGAUUUGUAAAGCAGAACAUAUAACAAACAUAACAAUAACAACAACAAUAUAAACAGCCAAGUACUGUACUAAUAGAGCAGAGCGUGAUUACCCAAUUGCGCCUGGCGUUUUGAUUCAAAAUCGAAGUAAAGCCCCCAAAAAACUACUAACAACAACAAACAGCAUAUAUAGCCGUCAAAUAGCAGUAAAUUACAACAACCAAAAUAUAUUCAAAAAAGAAAAUAGUGGAAGCAAGGAAACCCAACAUAGCAACAACAGUAAUAGCACCGGAAACCAACACCACCACCACUGUCAUAAUUAGGAACCAAUACAAAGCGCCAAUUGUAGUGCAAAGAAAAGCGAACUUCAUGAAUUUAUCAAUAAAGAAAUACAAUAAAUCAAAAAAUAAAAAUUUAAGUACCAUAACGUCUUCGGCAUCGUCUUGGAGGGCGUUUCGGUGCUACGACGUCGAAACGACUGCAUACAACGUAGAGCAAGCCGCGUCUGCCGCAAUCGCUGCAAUCGGAGCAACAGCUGCCGUAGUAGGAACAACAACUAACUUACUGAUGUACAGUGCCAUCAAUUGGUCACCUUGUUGAGGUUGAACGCUGAAUGCGAAAGUAAGCCAAAGCCCCCCAUAUAUUAUUUAUAUAACGGCUAACAAAGCGCGAAGCGACGCGACGCAAAGCAGCAGCAAAACGAAGUGGUGCGUGCCGCCGAAGAAACUCGUACGCAACGCACACGAGAGUUGUCGGAAAAAUCGCUAAAGCAGAAAUCAAAAGCAAAAGCAAAAUCUUAAUUUACAGCUCCAGCUAAAUCUGUAGCGUUUAUACAACCAUUCUUCAGUUUUUAUAUGAAAACAACAACAACAGAAACAGCAAAGAGUAGCAGCAGUAAAAUCUAAAGCCAUCACAUCACACACACAGCAAGAGAGCCAAGUGUGCGCCACAAACUAAAAUCAACAUUAAUAAUUGCAAAAUAUAAAAAAUAUAUAGAAAAUCAACCGAGCCGCUAGCGAAGAAAGCUCAGCACUUUCGUCGCCAUUAAUACAGUUGAGCGGAAUAUUGCCAAAAUUACGCACAACAAGCAGCGCGAUUUAUCACAUACUGCAGACCUUUACAAUUCUUCUAUACGCAAAAAACGUAAAGGAAAACGCCAACAACAACAACAACAGUCAAUCAUCAAUUAUUCAAAAAAACAACAACAAAUAAAAUAAAAUUAAUAUAAACCACAUUUAAAAAAGGAAAGCACAGUUGAAAAGGGAAAAUAGCAAAAAUGGGUUCCGUUAAUGUGAAUCGUAAUGUCACCGACAUUUUCUACCGUUAUAAAAUGCCACGCUUGCAAGCCAAGGUCGAGGGCAAAGGUAAUGGCAUUAAGACCGUUAUUGUCAAUAUGGCUGAGGUGGCACGCGCCAUUGGACGUCCGGCCACCUACCCGACCAAGUAUUUCGGCUGCGAAUUGGGCGCACAGACCCAGUUUGACUACAAGAAUGAACGUUUCAUUGUAAAUGGCUCGCACGAUGCCAGCAAAUUGCAGGAUCUGCUCGAUGGUUUCAUACGCAAAUUCGUCUUGUGCCCGGAAUGCGACAAUCCGGAGACCGAUUUAACCGUUUCGGCUAGGAACCAAACCAUUUCGCAAGCAUGCAAAGCUUGCGGUUUCCAUGGUCUCUUAAAAGUCAAUCACAAGGUUAACACGUUCAUUUUGAAGAAUCCACCAACCGUUAAUCCGGCUGCACAGGGCUCCUCAUUGACCGAAGGGAAACGUGCGAAGCGCGGAAAGAAGAACGGCGAGAACGGUGUGGAUGGUGAGAAGGGUUCGGGCGGUGAAUCGGAUGGCGGUAGCGGCAAUCAGGCCAGUCAGACUGAGGCGGAAAUUAGUGCUGCCAUACCGGAGAAGAAUGGUGAUGACGACGAUGAUGAUGCCAACUGGAGUGUCGAUGUGUCGAAGGAAGCCAUACGCGCCCGUCUACAAGACUUGACUGAUGGUGCCAAGGGCAUGACCAUCUCGGAUGAUUACGAUAAGACCGAAAAGGAGCGCAUUGACAUCUUUUAUGAAUUGGUCAAGAAGAAGCGCAAUGCUGGCGAACUCGACUCUGUAGCUGUACACAAGGAGCUGAUGAUCGAAGCGGAGCGUCUCGAUAUUGUGCACAAGGCUACGCUGGUCUUAGCCGAGUUGCUCUUCUCCGACAACAUCAUACAGGAAGUGCGCAAAAAUCGCAAUCUCUUGCUACGUUUCACACACAACAAUCCCAAGGCACAACGUUAUCUCAUCGGCGGUUUGGAACAGAUCAUCGCUUUACACUCGGCCAAAUUGAUGGCCAAGGUGGCUGGCAUUUUCAAACUCUUCUACGAUUCGGACAUACUCGAGGAGAAGGCCAUACUGGAGUGGUCGCAGAAAGUGAGCAAGAAAUACGUGUCGAAGGAUGUGGCCACUGAGAUACACGAGAAGGUCAAACCGUUCAUACAAUGGCUGAAGGAGGCCGAGGAGGAGGAAUCCUCGGAGGAGGAUGAGGACGAUUCCGAUGUGGAGAUUGAGUAUAACGAUCGCGCACGUGUAGAGCCAUUGAAGGCUGCCGCUGUGGCCACUGCUGCCAAGAAGAUUGUCGACGACGAUGACGAGGGUGACGAAAUCGACAUUGAUGACAUCUAAAAUGGGUGUUGUGGCGGUAGAGUAGCGAAAAUCAGUUGCGCAGUUAAAAGAAGCGGCGCGGCAAUUGUAGAAGUCUUCUGCGCAUUAUUGCUAAAGCAAAUGUAGUUUUAAAUAUUCCAUACUUUCUCUUUGUGUGUUUUGUGUUUGAGUUCGUAUUUUAUGCGCCAGCGUGCCAACUGAAAGGCGUCCGCAUUGCAUUUUAUAUAUCUCUGUCAACGCAUAUUCCAAAUUUUCUAUUAUGCCUCGGCAUAUUUCGGCUUUUAUGCGGCGCUUGCUUUACACUACACUACAUCAACAAGAACAACCAACUAACUGCUGCAAAAAUUUUCGUUUGCUCUGUUUUUCUUUCUAUUUUAUUGAAAUCUUUAUUUUUUGAUUUAUGACUUUUUAUUAAAUUUAAGCUUUUUUGUGUUGAAUAAUAUUUACACGUAAUUUCAAACGGCAGAAAGCUACUAAAGACGCAGCUUCGGUUUUGUUUCGACGCUAUGCACACACAGUAAAACAAAAACAAAAAAAAUAUAUUUCCACUUACCACCAACAAAAAUAUAUAAUAAUAAUAUUUUUAACGGUACUUACUAUAUGCGAACUACCCCAAUAUUGUUCUGUCUCUACGCUUUCCACACGAUAGUCAACGCUCAGUGCUUACUUUUCCGAAAACAGAAAAACUUUUGCAUUCAAACUGGAAACGCGAAAAUGUUGCAGAAAGCUCAAUUAUGAAAUAAUACACACACACCCACACAUCAACAUACUAUUUCCCAUUACUAAUAUUUGUCGCAACAGUUGCACAUACAACAAGGAAAAGGGCACCGCAAAGCUUUUGCGUUUUUCAAACUGUCGUAAAUUUUGAAAUUUAUUAUGCAAGUAAAAAAUGUAAAAAAAAAAAUAUUAAAAAUAAAAAUGUAAAAAAAAACAAAGAAA
Molecule: messenger RNA, 4866 nt
Organism: Zeugodacus cucurbitae (melon fly)
Lineage: Eukaryota; Metazoa; Arthropoda; Insecta; Diptera; Tephritidae
Gene: eIF5
Product: eukaryotic translation initiation factor 5
Exons: 5
Coding region: 2575-3948 (457 amino acids)
Biological process (GO): formation of cytoplasmic translation initiation complex; translational initiation; formation of translation preinitiation complex
Cellular component (GO): cytosol
Molecular function (GO): GDP-dissociation inhibitor activity; eukaryotic initiation factor eIF2 binding; translation initiation factor activity
Source: RefSeq, a predicted model, not a curated record